CCCAGACGUAUAUGUGGCGGAUAGCUGUCGCUUUUCACGUUGGACCACGCAUGGUCAUCGCCCAGGUGUACUAUAACUAUUUUAUCAGCCAGAUGUCCAAAGUUGCCGACAAGUCCACCAGUUACAUACUUAUCAACCUUUGUUACUGGCUCAAUCUCAUCGAAAUAGCCGCUAUCUGUGGCGUAACUUACAUAUCCAACAGAGAAAAUUAUCCCGUGCACGAGAAAAUUUUCAUUUUGUUCAUGCUCAGCUCAUUGUUGUACAUGAUUGUCAUGAUUAAGACGUUCAAUAUGGUGCACAAAACUAUGACGGAACAUCAGCGUUUAUCGUAUACAAUUAAGAAAAUACUAUUCGCUAUUUGUAUAACAUCGACGUUCACAUUGAUAAUUUACUUUAUCAAACAUCGGUUCUACUGCCAUGAUUUGGCAUUCACAUGGUUUGCACUCAGCGAGUAUGUCCUUGCAGUAUCAAACAUGGCUUUCCACUUUACCAUUACACUGGACUUCCCACACGAACAGUUGAUAGUUGCUAAAAAUUUUCCAACACUCAAAACAGACUGAUGUGUUCUCAAUAUUAAAUCGAAGACUUAUGACUCAAACAUCUUACUUCCAUACACCUUCUAAUUAAUCUACAUUUUAUGUAUAUAUAAAGUACAUAUUUAUAUAUAUAUAUACCUUUGACAGCUCUUAGGCAAAUGCUCAUGUAAUAUGUGUUUAGUCUGGAAACUAUAUUAUUUUUUAUUCUUGUUGAUUUUAAGUUUGAAUAGUUUUUGAUUCCAUAUUUAACUUCCUGUGUUAUUGCAAUUUGUCUUUAUCUAAUAUUAAGUUCAAAUAUAUAAUUAUUUUAUAUACACAUAUAAUUAUAUAUUUUGCAAGUAUAAUAUAGUUUCCAACACAAACACGCACAAUAACUAAUGUUUCAAAUUGUUGUAAUUUCACUGCCAAGGAUAAUAAUAUGUUUUUAAGUUUGUUUACGAUAUAGGUAAUCUAUACAUUUUAUAGCAAACAAAUUUAGGUCAUAUAUUUACCGUUGUCCUUUGGCAAGCGUUUUUAUUGCAAUCAACUGAACAUUUAGUUAUUCUACAUGUUAUAUUAUGUGACUUAUAAUUUAUUAUAUCUGAGUGCAACAAAAAAUAUUUUUCUUGACCAAUAUAUAAAUAGGCAGCGUGUUUUUCAGGACUUUCAAAUAAAAAACCAAUCAUUAUUAUAAUUUCAAAAAAUUAGUAAACGGAAUUUAAAGAAAGUUUCUUAUGCCUUAAAGGCUUAAAAUUAAGAAGGCAUAUUAUUUAAAAGUCAAUUAUGGCUGCUUAAAUGUUUUUUAACCACUAUUUCUAUCGUAAUAUACGCCAAAGUGCGUGAUUAAUUGAUAUAUUAUUUGUAAAGGAAAAGACUUCUUUUAUACUGCACCUGAAUUAGACUUCUUUAAAGCUUGAAUAUAUUUUUUUGUUUAUAUUAAGUCAAAUUUAUUUAAAACUCUAUUUUGUUAAUAAUUAUUUUUAUUAUUAUUUGCUGAAUCCUAAGAGCGUCAUUUUACUGUACGUAUGUAUUUCCAGUGUUUCUACUAAAAAUAAGAUUAAUUUUUAGCUAUAUGACACAUGUAGAACUAAGUAGUACUUCUUUAAGUUUGUGGUAAUUAUGACGUUAAAAGAAAUAUUGUUAUUAGAAGUAAUUAUUUGUUUUUCGAGGUGCUCAGUUGCUUCAUUUGUUCGGAAUUUUAUAACACAUUAUAAUAUGAUAAUUACGAUUCUUCCAGUGGUUUAUAAAUUAAGCUUCCUAUAUCAUUAUUUAUUCAUUAUUGCUUCCAGAAUUGAACUUACCAAAUUUUAUGAUUUUCAACAAUGCAUUUACAUUACAAAACAGUGUUAUUAUUAUUACAAGUAUAUUACCUAGUCAGAUAAUUCACACAGUUUCUAGUCAAUUGGUUACUUCUCGUAACCAGCUAUAAUAAUAAUAGUUUUUAAGAAGAAUCCUACCCAUUGUACUCCUAUGGCCCAUACUAGCUAGUUUUGUAAAUCACUUUGUUUUCUAGUCUUAAUUUAUUUAAAUGUACAAUUUUAUUGAUGUUUUUAUUUUAAAAGGUAUUUGUUUUUGUUUUGUUGUUUUAAAUUUUAAUAAAUACAUUAACAUAUAAC
Messenger RNA from Rhopalosiphum padi (bird cherry-oat aphid), 2131 nucleotides. Its product is annotated as post-GPI attachment to proteins factor 2-like. NCBI's taxonomy places the organism in Eukaryota, Metazoa, Arthropoda, Insecta, Hemiptera, Aphididae. Gene Ontology annotation, biological process: GPI anchor biosynthetic process. The record is from RefSeq and is a predicted model, not a curated record. Gene Ontology annotation, cellular component: Golgi membrane; endoplasmic reticulum membrane. The coding region runs from base 12 to 560 and encodes 182 amino acids. The transcript is spliced from 3 exons.